CCGGGGUGGACCUGAGGUGGGAGUGUUGCGUUCAGCAUCCUGAUGGAGAGACGCUGACCGCAGCUUCGAGUCUUCCAGGACAGCUCCAUCCGUCUGAUCGGCCCGCUGUUCCCGAACCCUCCACCGAACCCUAGCAGACCCCACGGGAGUCCGUUCGCCUCGCUGCUUUGUCUUUGUUGUUGCGGUCAGUGCGGGGAUGGAGGCUGCAGAGUGCGGGGUGUGCGGGGUGAAGGUGAUGUGCCGCUUCAGGCCGCUCAGUGAUUCGGAGCGGAGCCGCGGAGACAAAUUCGUCCCAAAAUUCAACGGAGAGGACACAGUGGUGCUGGCGGGAAAGCCGUACGUGUUCGACAGAGUCUUUCCUCCCAGCACUGAACAGAUUCAGGUGUAUGACACCUGUGCUAAACAGAUUGUCAAAGACGUGUUGGGAGGAUACAAUGGAACGAUCUUUGCUUACGGUCAGACGUCAUCAGGAAAGACCCACACCAUGGAGGGGACCCUGCAUGAUCCCCACAUGAUGGGGAUAAUCCCCCGAAUCUCCAGGGACAUCUUUGACCACAUCUACUCUAUGGACGAGAACCUGGAGUUCCACAUCAAGGUCUCCUACUUUGAAAUCUACUUGGAUAAAAUCAGAGACUUGCUGGAUGUGUCAAAGACCAACCUGGCUGUUCACGAGGAUAAAAACAGGGUUCCCUACGUCAAGGGUUGCACUGAGCGUUUUGUGUCGAGCCCUGAGGAGGUGAUGGACGUGAUCGACGAAGGAAAAGCAAACAGACACGUCGCUGUCACCAACAUGAACGAGCACAGUUCUCGCAGUCACAGUAUUUUCCUGAUCAACAUCAAGCAGGAGAACGUGGAGACGGAGAUGAAACUGUCUGGGAAACUUUAUCUGGUCGACCUGGCAGGGAGCGAGAAGGUCAGCAAAACUGGAGCUGAAGGGUCUGUGCUGGAUGAAGCGAAGAACAUCAACAAGUCUCUUUCUGCUCUUGGGAACGUCAUCGCUGCGCUUAGUGAAGGAACGAAAACCCACGUCCCGUACCGAGACAGUAAGAUGACCAGGAUUCUGCAGGACUCCUUGGGAGGAAACUGUCGGACCACCAUCAUCAUCUGCUGCUCCCCGUCUGUUUACAACGAGGCGGAAAGCAAGUCCACCCUCAUGUUCGGACAGAGAGCUAAAACCAUAAAGAACACAGUUUCUGUGAACCUGGAGCUGACUGCCGAGGAGUGGAAGAAGAAGUAUGAGAAGGAGAAGGAAAAGAACAGAAGUCUGAGCAUCAUGAUCCAGAAACUGGAGAAUGAGCUGAAGCGAUGGAGGAAAGGUGAGGCUGUGCCUGUGGAGGAGCAGCUGAGCAACAGAAACAAGAAGAGCGCCGCUGAGACGCCACCAGUGAUCGAGAGCCUGGCCCCGCCCACCGUACCGCUGUGCGAGGAGGAGAAGGUGCAGUACGAGACGCUCAUAACCAACCUCUACCAGCAGCUGGACGACAAGGAUGAUGAGAUCAACCUGCACAGCCAGACCUCUGAGAAGCUCAAACAGCAGCUGAUAGAACAGGACGAGCUGCUGGCGUCCGGCCGUCAGGACUACGAACGUCUGCAGGAGGAGCUGAACCGGCUGCAGAGGGACAGCGAUUCGGCCAAAGAGGAGGUGAAGGAGGUGCUGCAGGCGCUGGAGGAGCUCGCGGUCAACUACGACCACAAGAGCCAGGAGGUGGAGAACAAGAACCGCUGCAACGAGCAGCUGAACGAGGAGCUUGCACACAAAACUGCGGGUCUGGAGGUCGCUCAGAGGGAUUUGUCCGCCCUGCAGGAGCUCAGCUCUCACCAUAAGAAGAGGUCUGCAGACAUCCUCAACCUGCUGAUCAGAGACCUCAGUGAGAUCGGCAGUGUCCUCGGGACCACAGAGCUCAAAGCUAUGGCCGAGGUGAGCGGCGUGAUGGAGGAGGAGUUCACCACGGCUCGCCUCUACAUCAGUAAGAUGAAGUCUGAGGUCAAAUCUCUGGUGAACCGCAGCAAACAGCUGGAGGUCAACCUGGCGGAGAACACCUGCAGGACGGAGGCCAACGAGAAGGAGCUGAGUGCCUGCCAGCUCCUGGUCUCUCAGCUUCAAGCCAAGUUGGAGUCCCUGAGCGCCGACCUGCAGAGGAUGGAGCAGAAGAAGAGGCAGCUGGAGGAGAGUCAGGAUGCUUUGAUGGAGGAGAUUGCUAAGCUCCACGCUCAGGGUCAGAUGCAUGAGGUGACAGUGAUGGACAAAGAGAAAGAACACAUGAGCAGACUGAAGGACGCGGUGGAGAUGAAGAGAACGCUGGAGGAACAGAUGGAGAACCACAGGGAGGUGCAUCAGAAACAGCUGAGUCGACUCCGUGAUGAGAUCGAGCAGAAGCAGAGAGACAACGAUCAUCUCAAAGAUGUGAAUCAGGCUCUUCAGCUGGAGAACAGAAAACUUCUGUCGGAUUUCGAAAAACUCAGAGCCGAGGACCAAAACAAAGAGCAAAGACUCCAAAAACUGCAGUUCCUGAAUGAGAAGAGAGAACAAGCCAAGGAGGACCUGAAGGGUUUGGAGGAAACUGUGACCAAAGAGCUGCAGACCCUUACCAACCUGCGGAUCCAGUUCAUUCAAGACAUCGCUUCUCGAGUCAAGAACAGCUCAGAGAACGACAGCGACGAGGCCGGCGGCAGUCUGGCUCAGAGACAGAGGAUCAUCUUCCUAGAAAAUAACUUGGAGCAGCUCAGCAGAGUCCACAAGCAGCUCGUCCGGGAUAACGCUGACCUGCGCUGUGAGCUCCCCAAACUGGACCGGCGGCUAAGAGCUAACGCGGAGCGAGUGAAAAUGCUAGAAACGGCCCUGAAGAAUGCCAAGGAGUCAGCGCUGAGGGACCGCAAGCGGUACCAGCAGGAAGUGGACCGGAUCAAAGAGGCAGUCCGGUCCAAGAACAUCUCCAGGAGGGGACACUCUGCUCAGAUUGCCAAGCCAAUUAGAGCCGGGCACCAGUACCAUCAUCCGUCCUCCUCCCAGUCCAUUAAACCAACCAUUAGAGGAGGAGGUGGCGUCUCCAGUCCUCGCCAUCACUCCUCCCGUCAUCCAGCAGCUCAACAACAACAACAGCCUCGGUUUCCACAGUGAAGCCACAAGUGACUCCAGAUAACAGCUGACUCUGGAUCAGUUUUUUGUUUCUGAAGAUCACUUCUGAGUUCUUCUGUCCUCACCAUUCUGCCUUUCCUGGGAACAUUCUCCUCAUUUCUUCAACUUUCCACUUUAACAGCCAAGAAGAUUUUGCCUUUGUCCCCUGACUCGGACUUCUUCUAUAGAAAAACCAAGCUUAAUAUUUUUAAUUAUUCCGAGUCUGAUCCGUUCCUAUCCAACAUUCAGCUUUUCCUUCUGCAGUAUUAAAAACUGAACUUUAGAAGACAGUAGCCUAAAGCUAAAAUAUGACCAAAAUCAAGCACAUUGAUGCAUUAAUGUAAAAUGCUAGAAUCAUUA
Fundulus heteroclitus (mummichog) is the source of this 3475-nucleotide messenger RNA. RefSeq names its product kinesin heavy chain-like. NCBI's taxonomy places the organism in Eukaryota, Metazoa, Chordata, Actinopteri, Cyprinodontiformes, Fundulidae. Gene Ontology annotation, biological process: microtubule-based movement. The transcript has 26 exons. Gene Ontology annotation, molecular function: microtubule motor activity; ATP binding; microtubule binding. The record is from RefSeq and is a predicted model, not a curated record. The coding region runs from base 197 to 3118 and encodes 973 amino acids.